CGCGCCCCACAGCCGCAUCACCCUCGCCCCCCUCUUGUUUAUAGAUUUGGUACAAACCUUUCUCCUAUUUUGUUGGUACGUUAGAUAACAUAGACGGUGUGGGCGUGGUUUACUACUGUAACACCGCCUCCCCUCUCCAGCACGUCACGGAUCUGGGCGUGGCUGCGUGCCGUCCUGCCUGUCAGUGUGGGCGUGUCCUCUUGCGCUGUGGUGUGAUCGGUGAAGUCGGAGGCGGCAGUGCGCAGUGUCCGGGGCUCAGUACAGCGCUUACACCGCAGCCAUGGGGAAUAAGGUGGCCCGGGAGGACUUCGAGUGGGUGUACAGCGACCAGCCGCACGCUGACCGCCGGAAGGAGAUCCUGGCUAAGUAUCCCGAGAUAAAGACGCUCAUGAAACCCAACUCUAACCUCAUCUGGAUUGUCACCCUGAUGGCUUUCACUCAGUUUCUGGCCUUUUACCUGGUGAAGGACCUAGAAUGGAAGUGGCUGAUGUUUUGGACUUACGUUUUCGGGAGCUGCAUCAGCCAUUCCAUGACCCUGGCCAUCCAUGAGAUUUCCCACAAUUGCGCCUUCGGAAACAGCAAGGCCAUGUGGAACCGGUGUUUUGGGAUGUUUGCCAACUUGCCUCUUGGUCUUCCUUACUCCAUCUCCUUCAAGAGGUACCACAUGGACCACCAUCGUUACUUGGGCGGGGACGGCAUUGACGUGGACAUCCCCACCGAUUUCGAGGGCUGGUUUUUUUGCACUCCGUUGAGGAAGCUGGUGUGGAUCAUCCUGCAGCCCCUCUUCUACACCAUCCGGCCCAUUUGUAUCAACCCCAAACCCGUCUCCCAGCUGGAAAUCAUCAACCUGUUUGUGCAGUUUUCCUUUGACGCUUUGAUUUACCAUUUCUUGGGUGUGAAGUCUGUGGUUUACAUGCUGGUGGGAUCUAUCCUGGGCCUCGGCCUCCACCCUAUAUCGGGGCACUUUAUCGCUGAACAUUACAUGUUCCUGAAGGGCCACGAGACCUACUCCUACUAUGGGCCACUGAACUACCUGACGUUCAAUGUCGGCUACCACAACGAACAUCACGACUUCCCCAGUAUUCCGGGAAAGAACCUGCCUCUGGUGCGGAAGAUCGCGGCGGAAUACUACGACCCUCUGCCGCAGUACACCUCCUGGGUGAAGGUUCUCUACGACUUCAUCAUGGACGAUUCGCUCAGCCCCUAUUCCCGUGUGAAGAGGGAACUGAAAGGAGAGAUCAAACAGGACUGAUUCCCCCGAAGCCUCUAGGACAUAUUUUUACUUCAGCCCUCAGGGGUCCCAUGCGCUUUUUUGUUUAUUUUUAAGUCUUGGGAAUACGGAGUCUGCAUUACAAGGACACCCCACCCCCAACACAUAGACGCUCCUAAUGAGAUCAGGGAGGGUUUUUUGUUUUUUUCCCCUUGUAAUUUAGACUUGGUUGUCAUAGAGUUAAAGCUUGACUAUUCCCCAUAGCGUCUAAUAUGGAUGACAGCCCGUGACCUCUCUGAGGGGGGCAUUAUAUUAUCCGCUUCAUAGUCGAAAUGUCUGCGCGUUUUCUGGAAAAGAGCGAUAACCGCGGGACAGAGGCUCCCGCCAACCGCAGAUGUGUCGUAUCAUUUCAGAUUGUUCUCAUGUCGACCUCCCCUGCGUAUCCUCCAUAGGUGUUUUAGAAUCAUAUACAGUGACCCCCCGACAUACGAUGGCCCCGACAUACGAUCAUCUCAGAGGCCAUCACAUGUUGAAGGCAGCAUCAACAUAUAAUGCUUUUAUAUGUCGGGGCCAUCGCAUAAAAGGCUAUCCGGCAGCGCAGACUGCUUCAGCUGCCGCAGGAUAGCCUUUUAAAGGGGUACUCCGAUGGAAAACUUUAUUUUUAUUUGUUUUUAAAUCAACUGGUGCCAGAAAGUUAAACAGAUUUGUAAAUUACUUUUAUUAAAAAAUCUUAAUCCUUCCAGUACUUAUUAGCUGCUGAAUACUACAGAGGAAAUGGUUUUCUUUCUGGAACACAGAGCUCUCUGCUAACAUCACAAACACACUCUCUGCUGACAUCGUGAGCACAGAGCUCUCUGCUGACAUCGUGACUACAGUGCUCUCUGCUGACACCUCUGUCCAUUUUAGGAACUGUCCAGAGCAGCAUAUGUUUGCUAUGGGGAUUUUCUCCUACUCUGGACAGUCCUUAAAAUGGACAGAGAUGUCAGCAGAGAGCACUGUGCUCGUGAUGUCAGCAGAGAGCUCUGUGUUCCAAAAAGAAAAGAAUUUCCUCUGUAGUAUUCAGCAGCUAUUAAGUACUGGAAGGAUUAAGAUUUUUUUUUUUAAUAGAAGUCAUUUACAAAUCUGUUUAAAUUUCUGGCACCAGUUGAUUUUAAAAAGUUUUUUUUCCCACCGGAGUACCCCUUUAAUGUGCUCCGGCGAGUGUCGCUCACUUGUCCCCACCGCUCCAGACCGUCCUCUUCAGGCUCCGCUGCAUGGCCGUCGCUCUACUUCGUCAUCAUCACGUCUCCGCGCACGCCGUCCCGUCAUAUAUUAGGUGCGGCAACGUGAUGACGGUGAUGGAGAGCGACGAUCCAGGGCAGCGGUGACGGUCCGGAGCGGCGGGGACACGUGAGUAUAACUUAUUCUUGCACGGAUCCCUCAGCAUACGAUUAAUUCACGUAACGAUGGAACCAAUUACCAUUGUAUGUUGCGGGAUCACUGUAUAGGUUUAUUAGAAUUAGACUGUCUGUGAAAGGUCGUCUGAGCCACGCUUAUGCAUCCCCCCCCCCCAUGUGUGUAUAUAUGGACAGAACUGUAUAGGACAUGUAUUAGGAUGACUAGGUAGGAGGCCGUGUAGGUGCAGCCUAAUGGUGGAAGGGUAUUUUUUAUAGAGAGGAAAUAUUUUAUUUUCCUAUAAUA
Molecule: messenger RNA, 2890 nt
Organism: Hyla sarda
Lineage: Eukaryota; Metazoa; Chordata; Amphibia; Anura; Hylidae
Gene: DEGS1
Product: delta 4-desaturase, sphingolipid 1
Exons: 3
Coding region: 281-1252 (323 amino acids)
Biological process (GO): ceramide biosynthetic process
Cellular component (GO): membrane
Molecular function (GO): sphingolipid delta-4 desaturase activity
Source: RefSeq, a predicted model, not a curated record